Molecule: messenger RNA, 5069 nt
Organism: Caenorhabditis elegans
Lineage: Eukaryota; Metazoa; Nematoda; Chromadorea; Rhabditida; Rhabditidae
Gene: dnbp-1
Product: SH3 domain-containing GRB2-like protein
Exons: 20
Coding region: 9-4580 (1523 amino acids)
Molecular function (GO): guanyl-nucleotide exchange factor activity
Source: RefSeq, marked reviewed
UUUGCAGUAUGGCCCACCUCUCGUGGGUAAGAAUUUCAAAUGCCACACAAGAUCCCGAAACGCGGUGUUCUGUAGCCCAAGAUCAGAUUGUUAAGGUGGUCCGUGAGGAGGGGGAUUGGUGUCACAUUCAAACCAUCGAAGGGGUUUCCGGUCGGGUUCCCAGAGUUCUUACAUUGCCCAUCGUCGACCCGAAAAGACAACCUGACGAGCAGGUGUAUUGCUCAAUUGAAGCUUACACCUCUAUCCGCUCCGAUGAUCUCUCAUUUGCAGAAUUUUCAAUCUUUGUAGCAAAACCGUCGCGUUCAAAUCCUGGUUAUCUGGACGGAUUCCUGGUGAAUGACAACGCUGUUCAAAUAGGACGCCGUGGAUUGUUACCGGAGGCACAUUUGGUCAAUUUGCAUGUUUCUGCUGAAAGUCCGAUGAAGCCGUCAUUCACCACGGAUUUCAGUGAGGCUGAUGUCCGAUUUCGGACGCCUGCCACUGCUCCGAAAGCGGCAACUUCGAAUUAUGCAGUGUCGCCGUACGCUAGAGCUGUUUAUGAUUUUCAAGGCGAAUUUGAAAACGAGCUCUCUUUCUCUGCCGACGAAAUCAUCAGCUUACGUCGUCGAAUCGAUGCAGAAUGGCUUGAAGGAUCGAUAGGAUCUGCUCGUGUCGGAAUAUUCCCCACUUCUUUCGUUCAAAUCAUCGUUGAUCUACCUGACGAUGACACUACAUCGCUUCAAAAUAACCGACGAAGCACGACCACCGAGAAUGAUGGAAUCGGAUUUGCGAAUGUUCGGCACGCGUUUUCCGGUCGUCAAGGAGAUGAGCUGACUGUGAAUGCUGGAGACACUGUUCGAGUACUACGAAUGGUCAAUGAUGAAUGGGUUAUGUGCAAGGAUCCAGAUACAGAGAAGACUGGAAUUGUACCUGUAGGAUUUUUAGAAGUUUAUCUGGAUGAAGAAGAUGACGAUAAUCAAUCUUCAAAUGCUAUGAGGCGUGGAACUGGAGGGACCAGCGAUUUUACGUUUGGUAGCUCCAACAAUCGUUCCUCCUUCAUCUCAAAUGCUGAAUCCUCAUCCGAUUGGAGACCACCCGCUGGAAGAACAAACACCGAUUGGGCAACCUUUGAAGCAGUUCCACCGGCAGCGCCUGCAUCAAAACCUGCCCAAAAUUGGGCAACCUUCGGCGAAGAAUGGAUUGCUCCAGUUCAGCUAGCAAAGACUUCAGCUCCAGCCCGACCACCACCUCCUAAGCAAAGUUCUAUUCAAUCACCUAUCAAUGAUAUUGGCAACGUGGCUGACAUGUUUGGAAUGACAGAUACUCCAAAACCAAGUAACCCUGCGAUCCAGUCUGCUGGCAGUGACUUCGAAAUUGGACUGAUUUCCGCCACCGAAGGAGCAUCAAAUGAUGAGGAUAAACGAUGCAGAAUCAUUGAGGAGUUGAUAAGCUCGGAACUACAGUUCAUCAGUGAUAUUAAUUCCUAUACAGAGGCUGUAGACGGAACUCCUCUCCUGAAUCAAAAGCAAAAGGUUAUUCUGAAAAAUGGAUGUGCUCAAAUUGUACAGCUCUCGGCUAAUCUUGUCCAACUUCUCACCAAUGAGCAGAUCAAACCACAAGAUGCUCAACUAAUCGGUGCAUGCUUCCUACAACUUCGAAAACCAUUUGCUCAAACUUAUGGUUUUUACUUUAGAAAUAUCGAGCAUAUCAAUGCUCUUACCAACUCGGCGAAACAUGAGAAAACUAUGGAAUCAGCACUUCAGGAUAUUGUUAAACGUAUGCGAGAAAGUGGAUCCGUUGUUAUUGACGGACCAACUGCCGUUUCGAGACCCAUCCAAAGAGCCACCAAAUAUCCGCUUUUCCUGAAUGAAAUUGUCAAGCUCACCCCACUUGUUCACACAGAUCAUCCAAAAUUGACAGAAGCCAUCAAGCAAAUGUCGAAUCUUGGGCAGAAAAUGAACGAGUCGAAGAGAAGGAAAGAGCUCACUCAAAAAUACAUGUCCGACGACAAGCAAACAUUCGGAGAAAUGCUUUCCAAAAUGACAUUCCAUUCGUUGAAAAAGAAAUCGAAUCGGUUUACGUAUCGAAUGGGAUCAUCACUGGGUGUUGUCAAAUUGCUCCGAGAUACCGAUUUUGACCGCCUUGUAUGUGAGCUGGACAGCGCAGAACGUCGUCUGGUUCGAUUCAAUUAUAUGAUGGUUAUUUAUCGAAAAAAGAUGUUCCAUGAGACUAGAGUAUUGAUGCAUAAAAAAGUUGUCGAACCUCGAAAAAAGCAUCUCUCAAGCAGUGAAAUCGAUCUUCAACUGCAACCAUUCAACCAUGCAAUCAAAACAUGGGCCAGUGAGGCAAAUGUACGGAUACGUGAUGAAAUUGUGAAGGCGUUGAGGAGUAUUCCAAAGAGACUUAUAAAGAAGAGAAAUGAUAAAUUAAUGGAUUAUGAAGCGUCGAGAACAAAGGAGAAGGGUCUUGGGAAACGAGACUUUGCGGAAAUCCAAAAAGACUAUGAAGCCUUGAACACCCAAGUGAAGCAGCAACUUCCAAAAGUUACCGAAUAUUUGACUACUGUCCUUGCCACUUCAAUGAGAACAGUGUCAGAGCAGGACAAGGCGCUGAUGGAAACCCUUCGAAAGCUCUUCAACGACGCAAAAUCGAAGGCGGCAGAAGAUCAAUCAAAAGCUGCACGAUCACUCAUCAUUCCCACAACAAUCUGUUUUGUUGAUUAUUAUGAUCAGGAUCGUAUGAAGCCGUUGCAAAAGAUUGCGAAUAAGGCCAUCCAAAACAUGAAGCAACGUGCUCGUUCUGUGUCUCCAAAAGGCUCAAAACCUGGAACAUCAUCAUCGUCCACCACUGUCACUGAAUCACCUUGGGCAACUGCUCCGACAUUUAUUCCGCCUGCCGCAACUGAAAUCUUACCCACUAUCACCGAGGGAUCAACUUCAACGCACAAGUUCCGAAAUCAAAAUGCAACAGAACGCAACACGAUUCUUGAGAAAGCCACGGCGAAAGGACGACUUGGUGAUAUUUUCGUGGCAACUUCACAUUACCCACAGGAUUCUGGAAUGUUGAAAAUUGCGUUAGCUGAAGGAAAAUUGCUGAUCGUCAAGCAGAAUGACCUGGUUUUGGCUGUAAAUCGAGAAGUGCCCAGCAUGUGGCUUUGCUAUAACGGGUACUAUAAUGCUAUGCUGCCAAGUAGCAUUUUGAAACCGUACACUUCAAUUGAAAAAGGUGUUGAUGUGGCAAAGUCCGCUCAAUUCACGGGACAAACUGCUCAAGUCGUUGCUCCGCAGGCCCCAGUUCAAAACCAAAACGCCCCGAAGAGUCAAAACUUGAUAGAUUUGGAAGAUCUUUUCGGUGGACCACCCCAGCCAGCUGCAGCAGCUCAUCCAACAUCUUUGGCUUUUGCUCCAGCUCAGCAGCAGCAGAACUUUGCCACAUUUGAUUUCACUUCAUCACCACUACAGCCAACAUCAUUAGUACCUCAAGCACCUGCACAGAAUGCUCAGUUCGAUUGGAACAUGGCUGCCAAAACGCUUCCGUUGGCACCAGCUCCACCAAUGCAGGUUUCACAGCAGGCUCCACAGCAGCAGCAGCAGGUUCAAGAAGGAGCAGGUGGAGCCAAUUACAAUCUGGAUCUUGACAAUCUGUUCUCUGGACUCUCCACCAUUGAUUGGGGAGCAAAGACUUCAACAGCUCCACCACCACUCUACAGUAAUACUCCAUUGGAUACUGCUACAUCUCCGCCAGUUUCUGCAUUCCGUGGAGUUGACUUCCAAACCGGUGUAUUCAAUCCGAAUUCUCUUCCCGAUGAAGCUCCUCCACCGCUUCCGGUGAUUGUAAACCCAACGCGGGAUGAUCCAUUUUCCACUAAUUUCGUUCCAAAUUUUGCUGCAGCAGCUCCAGCGACAUCUCCAUUCGGAACCGCCAGCAAUUCAUCUGUUCAGUUUCCUGUCAGUUUUGAUGAAGCUCCAUCCUCUAUGGGAAGUCUUGGAUUACCGACAGGAAGUAUGAAUCAGAAGCGAAGUGCUUCCGCCGCAGCUCAGCCUACGAAUGUGUGGCCGACAACGUCUAUGAUGUCUAGAAGUGACUCGCCGCAGCCGCUAAUUCCAUCUCGCCCUGAGCCGGCUGUCAAAAAUGUGUACCCGAGCUUGAAUGAUGGCUCUGCAAGGGCUCCCACAUUUGCUACAACAUUCCCGUCACAAGCCAACCAAUCUUUGCCAAUGUACUCAGCAGUGCCAAAUGAUACGAUGAGUAUGAACUAUGCGAUGCCACCAAUGUAUGAUACAACUCCGCAGUCUCCACGAGUUCAACUGCAGCAACAACACCAGCCAGCCGCGUAUGACACUCCUCCAACAAUUGCACCAAUUUAUGAUCAACUUCCAAACGAGUCUCCGGCGUCGACAGCGAUUCGUCCAGUGCUGUGCCAAGUAAAAGUCGACUACGACUUCCUUCCACAAGGAUCCAAUCAAGUCGAAGUGAAAGAAGGAGAAGUAAUUGGGGUCUUGCAACGAACAGACGAUGAUGGAAACCCAGAAUGGCUACUCAUCAAAAGAGACAGCGGAAAAGUCGGAUAUGUACCGGCGGCAUAUUGUAGACCUGUUUAAUUUAUAUGUGAAAAUUAAUUUUAAAUCUCUAUCAUAAAAUGUUCCAGAUUAUGUAAUCGCCUCACAUUUUCCUUUGUUAUCUAUAAUUAUUCUUACUAUCUUUUGAAUAUUGCCAAGUUUUAUCCCGAUACAUUUCUAAAGAACCUAGUCGUAAUAGGCCAAAAUUUUAUCAUUUUCUGAAUCAAGCCGCCCAUCUUUUUAUGAAAUUUUCCCCCCAUUUCUGAUCAACCCGGGUUCUCACUUUGGUGCUCAUAUUCAGAAACUUAAGUACAUUUUAUUGUUUUAAGAUGUUUUCCCGUUCCAGAAAUUCCCAGUUUAGUACACAUAUUUCUUCUCGAUAUUUACUUAUUGCAUGUUUUCAGUUAUAUAUCUCCUUUGGCCCUUUUUCUCUUUUCUUUGUGUGCAGAUUGUGAAGAACUUUAUUUAUUUUUGUUUAAUUUCUUUCGAACUUUUCAGAAAAAUUUAAAUAUGAAAUUUUUAAUUUUGAUC